GGGGCGGAAGAUUCAUCCUACCAGCCUUGAAGUAACCCACCACCUGAAGAAAAAGACGAUUCUUUCUUACAUUCAACUUUGAUAUUUGGGAACUUAUUAUUAAAAGCCCCCAUGCAUUUUCCAACAAUAAUUCAAAUUCCAAAACUGCAACGAUUCAACAAAAGGAGAGGAAACGGCAAGGAUCCUCCUCCCAUCACCGCCUGCCGCUUAUUAUUACAUGAAGAGGUGGCUCUCAAAGCUCCUUCAUAAAACCCUCAGAAGAUCGAAAUCAACCCACACUCAGCCCGAUCCCGAGAAAAUUAGGGAUCCCAUGGCUGACCCGCAAAGCAGCAGUAUUGGUAACGAUAAAGAUGAGAUGUCACCAGUGGUUGAUUUGCAUACUAACUCCACUAUGAACAUCAUUGACAACCAUGACUUCUCUAAAGGGCUAGAUUCUUGGUAUCCAAAUUGCUGUAAUGCUGCUAAUGCAUAUGUAGCAUCAGAAGAAUCUGGUUUGCUUAGUGGAAUUACUGCAAAUUCUGGAGUGAACUAUGCAGUUAUGACAUCACGAACUGAAUGCUGGCAAGGUUUGGAACAGGACAUCACAGGAAAAGUUACAGUUGGCACUUCAUAUAACGUCUCAGCCUAUGUUAGAAUUUGUGGGAGUCUUCAGGGACCGGCAGAUGUCCUAGCAACUCUGAAAUUAGAGUAUCCUAAUUCUGUUACUAACUAUUUGUCUAUAGGAAGAAUCCCUGUCAAUGGUAAUCGUUGGGAGAAACUGGAAGGGUCCUUUUCUUUGACAAACAUGCCCAGUCGAGUUGUUUUCUUUCUGGAGGGGCCUCCUCCAGGUGUGGACCUGCUCAUUGACUCAGUGAUUAUCUCUUAUUCCUGCCUUGAGCAGUUUGAGAGGUCACCAGUGGUUGAUUUGCAUGCCAGUUCUGCUACCAACAUCGUUGAGAACCACGACUUCUCUAAAGGGCUGCAGUCUUGGUAUCCAAAUUGUUGUCAGGCAUAUGUAGCUUCAGGAGAACACAGUUUUCUUAAAGGCGCUGCUGCAUAUUCCGGAUCAAGCUAUGCUGUUGUGACGAAACGAACUGAAUGCUGGCAAGGUUUGGAACAGGAAAUCACAGGAAAAGUUACAGUCGGCACUUCAUAUAAGGUCUCAGCCUAUGUUGGAAUUUGUGGGGGUCUUCAGGGACUGACAGAAGUCCAAGCAACGGUGAAAUUAGAGUAUCCCAAUUCUGAUACAAACUACUUGUCGGUAGGAAGAAUCCCUGUCAAAUGUAAUUGUUGGGAGAGACUGGAAGGGUCUUUUUCUUUGGUAAACAUGCCCAAUCGAGUUGUAUUCUACCUUGAGGGGCCUCCUUCAGGUGUGGAUCUGCUCAUUGAUUCUGUGAUUAUAUCUUGUUCAAGCCUCGAGCAGUUUAAGGAAAGCAAAAGAUUUAUUGAUGGCGAUGUGAACAUCAUAUUAAACCCUUGCUUCGAGGAUGGUGUAAAUAAUUGGUCGGCCAGAGGUUGCAAGAUUUUUGUACAUAACUCAUUGGGAGAUGGGAAAAUAACUCCAUUAUACGGAAGGUUUUUUGCUUCUGCUACUGACCGCAAACAGAGCUGGAACGGUAUCCAGCAGGAUAUCUGUGGUAAGGUGAAGAGGAAGCUUGCAUAUGAAGUCACUGCAGUGGUUAGAAUAUUUGGGAAUGCUAGUGCAAAUGUUUGCGCUACUUUGUGGGUGCAAUCUCAAAAUGGCCGUGAACAAUACAUAGGCAUUGCCAGUUUGCGGGCAUCAGAUAAGGAGUGGGUGACAUUGCAAGGGAAGUUUCUAUUGAAUGGUAUUGCCUCAAAAGCUGUGAUCUAUCUAGAAGGACCGCCGAUGGGUACUGAUAUCCUGGUUAAUAGUUUAGUAGUAAAACGUGCCAAGAAACUUCUUCGGUCAUCUUCACCUGAUAUCGAGGGACUGAAAGGUGAGAUGGUCCAUUCGCGUGGUAUUCACGAUAUCAAUAUCAUAUCAAAUCAUGAUUUUUCAAGUGGACUUCUGUCUUGGUCCCUCAAUUCUUGUGAUGGAUACGUCGUCUCAGGGGAAUCUAGUCUUUACAAAGGAGUUACUGCAGUCACUGGAAUGAACUAUGCUAUUAUCACAAAUCGUACAGAAGCCUGGCAAGGCUUGGAACAGGAUAUUACAAGCAAAAUUUCAGUUGGUCCCACAUACAGUGUCUCUGCAUAUGUUAGAACUUGUGGAGGUCAAAAUGAACCUGCUCCUGUCAUAGCAACCCUCAAACUGGAGUAUUUGGAUUCUCCCCCAAGCUUUGUUUUUGUUGGAAGGACUUUAGUGUCAAAAGAGCAGUGGGAGAAGUUGGAAGGCUCUUUUUUCCUAGAGAGCAUGCCAACUCGUGUAGUUUUCUUUAUUGAAGGGCCUCCUCCUGGUAAAGAUUUGCUUAUAGAUUCUGUCAAAGUUUUUCACUCGGGUUUGAGGCAUUCACCGAAGAUGUUAUAUGGAGUUAACAUAAUUGACAAUAGCAACCUGAAUCAAGGUCUGAAAGGUUGGAGUCCUCUAGGUUCAUGUACUCUAAGUAUAUGUGACGGUGCACCCUAUGUGCUUCCAGCUGUUGCAAGGGAUUCCCUUAGCCACCAUGAACCACUCAGUGGUCGUCAUAUUGUUGCUACUAAUCGUACAGAAAUCUGGAUGGGCCCUUCUCAAACAGUCACAGGCAAACUUAAGUUGCACUUGACAUACCAAAUAGCUGCCUGGGUCCGUGUAGGAUCAGGAGCAAGUGGGCCCCAAAAUGUUAAUGUUGCCCUCGGUGUUGAUGACCAAUGGGUCAAUGGCGGGCAAGUUCAAGCUACGAAUGACAGAUGGAAUGAAGUAAGCGGGUCAUUUAGAAUUGAGAAACAACCAUCGAAAGUUAUAGUUUAUGUUCAAGGUCCUCCGCCAGGUGUUGAUCUGAUGGUUGCAGGGCUUCACAUGUUUCCUGUUGAUAGGAAAGCACGAUUCGAACUUCUCAAGGAGAAAACAGAUAAGGUCAGAAAGCGUGAUAUUGUCCUGAAAUUUCGAGGGAAGGAAAGUAGCAAUGUUCCCGGUGUAUCUGUGAAAGUUACACAGGUGAAGAAUAGCUUUCCCUUUGGUUCGUGCAUCAAUAGGUCAAACAUCGAGAACGAAGAAUUCGUUGAUUUCUUCUUGAGAAAUUUCAAUUGGGCAGUGUUUGGGAACGAGCUGAAAUGGUAUGCAAUUGAGCCAGAACAAGGGAAGUAUAACUAUAAAGAUGCUGAUGAGAUGCUCGACUUCUGUAAGAGACAUGGAAUAGAGACUAGAGGCCACUGCAUCUUUUGGGAAGUUGAAGAUACUAUUCAGCCAUGGGUCCGAUCAUUGAACCAGAACGAUCUGAUGAUAGCCAUCCAAAAUCGCCUUAGAGGUUUACUAUCUAGGUACAAAGGUAAGUUCAGACACUAUGACGUAAACAAUGAGAUGCUUCAUGGGUCUUUCUAUCAGGAUAGGCUAGGAAAAGAUAUCAGAGCCUACAUGUUUAGAGAAGCACAUAAGAUGGACCCUUCCGCUACUCUUUUUGUUAAUGAUUAUAAUGUUGAAGACGGAUGUGAUUCCAAAUCUACCCCUGAGAUGUACGUGCAGCAGAUUCUUGAUUUGCAAGAAAGAGGUGCACUGGUCGGAGGAAUCGGUAUACAAGGCCACGUCAGUAAUCCGGUGGGCCCGAUUGUUUGUGCUGCCUUGGAUAAGUUGGAGAUAUUGGGUCUCCCCAUUUGGUUCACUGAACUAGAUGUUGUUGCAUCAAAUGAACAUGUUCGAGCUGAUGAUUUGGAGGUUAUGCUUCGUGAAGCCUAUGCACAUCCUUCGGUUGAGGGAAUUGUGCUGUGGGGAUUUUGGGAAUUGUUCAUGUGCAGGGAGGGUUCUCACUUGGUUGAUGCUGAAGGUGACAUAAAUGAAGCUGGUCAACGGUACCUUGCUCUAAGGAAAGAAUGGAUGUCGCACGCUGAUGGACAUAUCAACACCGAUGGAGAGUUUAGAUUCAGAGGGUAUCAAGGGACAUACAAUAUAGAGGUUACUACACCACGGAAGAAAUCAUCACAGUCUUUUGUUGUUGAAAAGGGGGAGACUCCUCUUGUAUUAACCAUAAACUUAUAGUUUGUUUCAUGAUUAUAGUUAAUACAAAUAGUAGAACUAUAUGAUAUCUGAAAAGUGCUUCUUGGAGGUUCUACAUGGAAGCCGAGGCUGUUGUAGCAUUUGUCGCCUUUUAUACUGAAUAAAAUUACACUUGUUUUUUAUUCUCCCCGUAUUCUUUUGUGCCCGUACACAACCUUGAUGUACAUCGUUAUGAACCUCUCUGAUGUUAACUCUCUUGCAAUUGUAAUAGUUGUAUGUACUAUUUGCACUGUGUGUUAAUUUGCGUACUCUGCAAUCACAAUCUAAAUUUGAAUCUCGCUUUUCUUUUCUC
Asparagus officinalis (garden asparagus) is the source of this 4418-nucleotide messenger RNA. RefSeq lists its product as uncharacterized. NCBI's taxonomy places the organism in Eukaryota, Viridiplantae, Streptophyta, Magnoliopsida, Asparagales, Asparagaceae. Gene Ontology annotation, molecular function: protein binding; hydrolase activity, hydrolyzing O-glycosyl compounds. The transcript is spliced from 12 exons. Gene Ontology annotation, biological process: carbohydrate metabolic process. The record is from RefSeq and is a predicted model, not a curated record. The coding region runs from base 218 to 4108 and encodes 1296 amino acids.